Molecule: messenger RNA, 1648 nt
Organism: Tachyglossus aculeatus (Australian echidna)
Lineage: Eukaryota; Metazoa; Chordata; Mammalia; Monotremata; Tachyglossidae
Exons: 5
Coding region: 36-1514 (492 amino acids)
Biological process (GO): regulation of transcription by RNA polymerase II; neuron differentiation
Cellular component (GO): nucleus
Molecular function (GO): DNA-binding transcription factor activity, RNA polymerase II-specific; RNA polymerase II cis-regulatory region sequence-specific DNA binding
Source: RefSeq, a predicted model, not a curated record
CGUGGGAGUUCUUCGUGGAGGUGGUGAUUGUGGCGAUGACGGACACGACGACGACAGCUCCGUCUUCAUUGGAUUUCAAAAUCCCCGAAUGGGACGAUCAAGUGGAUUUUGACAUCCAAGAGGACUUUAUGAAAGAUGAAGUGCUUCGCAAUGUCUUCGAGGAAUUACUGGGCCAAGCUGCCCCCCUGAAUGAAGAGGAGCAACUGCUGCAGCAGGAGCAACUGCAAGAGCAGCAGGAACAACAACUUCAGGAGCUGCAGCAAGAACUGCAGGAGCAACAGCAAGAACUGCAGGAGCGACAGCAGCAAUUGCAGGAGCGGCACCACCAACAAAGGCAGGGCCAGGAACUACCACUGCAGGAGCACCAGCAGGGCCGGCAGCAACAGCAGGGCCAGCAACUCCUGCAGGGCCAGCAACUUCCACCGCAGGAACAACAGCAGGGCCGGCAGCAACUGAAGGGGCAACAAAUACCACUGCAGGGGCAGCAGCGACUCCCACUGCAGGAACAACAGCAACAACGGCAGGACCAGCAAUUCCUGCAGGGCCAGCAACUCCCACUGCAGGAACAACAGCAACAAUUGCAGGACCAGCAAUUUCUGCAGGGCCAGCAACUCCCACUGCAGGAACAACAACAACAACAGCAGGACCAUCAACUCCUGCAGGGACAGCAAUUCCUGCAGGACCAGCAACUGCCACUGCAGGGGCAGCAGCAACUACCACUGCAGGGGCAGCAACUCCCACUGCAGAAGCAACAACAACAGCAGCAGGACCAGCAAUUCCUGCAGAGACAGCAAUUCCUGCAGGGGCAACAGCAAAUGCCACUGCAGGGGCAGCAACAACUACCACUGCAGAGGCGGCAGCAACUGCACCAGUCACCGCAGCAGGAGAUGUGUCCAGCCUCCCUUGAGCUCACCCGGUCACCCCAUCGGGCGAUGACAAUCGCUCAGAUAGAGCCAGAGGAGGAGGAGAAGGAAAGCGAAGAAAAGGACAGACCCAAUGUGGCAGCAGAGAGGAAAGACAAGAGGAAACGGAUCAAGUUUUGCAGAGAGCAGCUAGAAGUCCUGUGGAAACACUUCAGAAGGAAUGAAUACGUCACCCCCAGCCAAGUCCGAAACUUGAUGAGCCAGCUGGGAAUGACCGAGAAACAGAUCAGAGACUGGUUCAGCAAUCAGCGUGUGAAAAAGAAAAAGCAACGUGGAAAGCUGAUGAAGCAGGUGGGUGGACCUCACUCAGGGCCUGCCACAGCCUGGUAUCCCACAUCCAGACCACCUCAUCCUGAAGCUGCAGUUCCUGCAAUGCCCCAGGCUACCUACAGUCACGCACCCUACCAGCCAUUGCUGGCACCUUCCUGGCCCUGGCGUCCCUCCUACCACCCCUCGUAUCCUGUGCCAUUGGCCAGAGACCCCUACUGCCCAAUGCUGAUGACCCCACACCUCAAAGAGGAUCCCCCAAGCCUUCCCGCUGUUACCCCACCUUACCAGGGCUACUCAGCUCCCUCCCUGGGAGGCUUUUAAGUCCUAGGAAGAGCAGAAUGUGAAAAGUAACUAAACUGGACCAGAUCACGCAUGUUCCUCUCCUGCCAUGGAGAGUUAUCUUCUGAUUAUACUUCUGAUUGGCCCCCUGGAAGUGUCCUGGGGCAAACAAGCAU